UUUGCCGCCAAAUGCAGAAAGAAAACAAGCACGACAUUUCAUGUGCGUUUACCUCUUGAAAUUUGACUGUUUUCGUGCCAAAUAUUGACUUGUGUGACAUAAACAGUAAUUGGAAGUUAUAACGAUGAUUCGCCGAACACGAUCCCGCACUGCACCGAAUGUGGCACUAUCCUCCACCAGUAGUAACGUCAACUCAAAGCUGAACAGAAGGAACAGCUCCCAAUCGUGUGUCAAGAGGACAAAGACGGUUCUUCAGGGAACCGAGCACCUUGCCCCAACAUUCACUUGGGAUGUUGCCAAGACAGACAGAAAGCAGAUUUACGACGACCUCGGUGUACAGGAAAUAGAUACAUCAGACGUUACAGCAUCAAAUCGGUCACAUUUGUCUAGGAAUAAAAGAAAUGCAUCCAGAGAGCUUCAAAAGCAUAGUACUAGUGUUGACCCCAAGGUCAAAGAUCAGCAUGAUUCUCCAUGUGAGGUCAAAUCGAUGAAAGAGCACAUACAUGACGGUCAUGUCUGCAGCUGCCAAAAGCAAUUACAACUAGAGAAAAAGAAUGAUCCGUUUUACGUCUUGUCAGAUGAAAUCAUGCUAGGUGUCUUCCAAUGGCUUCCCAAGACUACGCUGACUAGUUGUGCUAGAGUUUGCAAACGCUGGAACCAUCUUGUCAUUGAUGACAGUCUCUGGAGACACAUUGAUCUGGCCUCUAAGAUCUUUUCUUCUGGGACUCUGGGGAGAGUUCUACAGCGUGGUACGGUGGCUGCAAAGCUCUCAAGAUGCUCCAUCAAAGGCUCAGUGUUUGAUCAAGCUUCAUCAGCAUCAUCAUCAUCAGCGAGAGGUGCCAGAACAUCUUCCAGGACAUCUGAGCAAUCCAAAGAACUCCAAGAGAACUCAUUCCAGCCCAAGCUUCAUUUGCAAUACUUGGACCUAUCGGCCAGUGACGCUACGCCAGAGCAGCUUGCCGAGGUUCUAGCUCACUGCCCGAGCAACCAGUUGAAGAAGCUCAGCCUCGAGAGCUGUCCGCUGAGCAAAGACCUGGUGAAGUGCAUUGCGAAUCAAGGUGGGAGCUUGGAGGAGUUGAACCUCUGCAUGAGUACUGGGUUAAAGGAAGAUGGUGUGAGGAUCAUGUUUGAGAGCUGCAAAAGAUUAAAGUCCUUAAAUCUUGCCUGGACCAGCCUAUCACGCAAAGAAUUGCUCGCCUUUGUUGAAUGUGCACCGACAAGCCUCGAGAAGUUAAACUUAAGUGGUUGCAGACAAACUUUGAAAAAUGAAGACGUUAUUGCACUUGCCCGCAAUCGUUGUCCAUUCAUGAAGGAGCUAGACUUGAGCGAUUCCACAUCAAUCGGCUUCACGGCUCUUGAGGCUAUGGUUGAGUGCAUGACCGAUCUACAGCAUAUUUCCCUGAGUAGAUGUUACAGUCUACCCCGCGCAUCGUUUUUUAAUCUCACUAACCUCGCUCAUCUCCGAGCCAUAGAUGUCUUUGGGCUGAACCAUGAAGACGGGAUGAUUCAGGAAAUUCUUCCCAGGGUGCAGAUCAAUAUCUACCCCUUCUCGUCGAUCGCUCGGCCAACGACGACGAGGAAACGAAAUUCCAUCUGGGAGAUUACUUGCUACGAGUAAAAGGUGCUCCAACAACAUUCUUCUCUUCCAUUUGGGGACUUUAGGUAGCAGCAGACUUGCCAGGUAAAUUCAUGAUACUUGGAAAUGUGAGCAUGCUCAGAAUGACGUUAACAGAGACCUUAUCGCAAAUAAUCGGUACGCGCGCAUUAGGCGCGAAAUAAGGUGCAUGCUAAUUAGCUAGCGAGUCAAGCUUGUUCGCUAGCGAGACCAGCAUGCACCUCGAUCAUUAUUUAGCGCUUCCGCAAUGGGUUUUUGCAAUUGAAAAUUUACCUGGUAAGUCUGCUGCCACUGGCGUUCAAAAGUCUCCCAUCAUUUGCAAUAUAAAGGGUUGUGCACACAUUGUAGAAAGUUGCAUUCCCUAUGCCUGGUUUUGGCUAAAGCAUAGUUAGAAAGCAAGGGGGACAGACUAAUUUUCCUUCAAGCCUCACUAUGGUACCAUUGAUUUGGAUAAAGAGAAAACAAAAUGGCGGAUCAGUUAAUUAUAAACAUCAUUGCACAGCCACAAUUAUGGGCACACUUUGUUUUGUUACAUUUUGUUUUGUUACACUUUGUUUUGUUAAACUUUGUUUUGUUACACUUUGU
Molecule: messenger RNA, 2200 nt
Organism: Asterias rubens (European starfish)
Lineage: Eukaryota; Metazoa; Echinodermata; Asteroidea; Forcipulatida; Asteriidae
Product: S-phase kinase-associated protein 2-like
Exons: 9
Coding region: 125-1618 (497 amino acids)
Biological process (GO): SCF-dependent proteasomal ubiquitin-dependent protein catabolic process
Cellular component (GO): SCF ubiquitin ligase complex
Molecular function (GO): protein binding
Source: RefSeq, a predicted model, not a curated record